GUUGAAGGAGCCAGCGAGAGGCAGCCGGAGGAGACGGUCGAUUCCCGUGGGCGUGCGGACGCUCCAGACCAGAACUUCAUCGAGGUGGAGUUAUCAGAGGGGGACACGGAUGAAGAUGGAUUCACACGGCCACCCGCCCUUCGUCAAACAAGAAGAAAAUCAAAACCCGGGGAUGGGUCCAGACAUCCCGGCCACACGUGCCCAGGAUGUGCACAGUGACGCAGUCGUGAAGCAAGAAAAUGAUGACGGGAGUCUGGGCACCGAGACGCUGAGAAUUGUGGUGAAAACUGAAAUCGAGGAUAAUGUCUCGCGGCGCCUGAAGAUUGUUAAAGUUGAAGGGACCGCCGGCGAGAGACGGGAGGAGACGGAGGAGGAUGAUUCCGACGGGCGCCGACCCUCCGUGGAUGAGGCGCUCCUCAAGGUGGAGUUGCCAGAGGCGGACGCUUUCGCGCCUCCAGUAAGCGCGUUCGGUGGCGUGCGGCGGCGAAGGAGUUCAGCGCGCAGUGGGGAUGCCACAGAUUUGAGGAUUGUGGAAGGUGGAGGAGGUUCCGACAGGUCGGAGGAGACGGUCGAUUCCCGCGGGCGUGCGGACGCUCCGGAUCAGAACUUCAUCGAGGUGGAGUUAUCAGAGUGGGACACGGAUGAAGAUGAAGCAAGUGAAACGGAACUCCUGUUGUGCGAGGAGUGCGGGAAGGUCAGAGGCUACGCAACGAAGGCGGAAAAAGCGCAACGCAGCAGCGACGACACCCCGCGAGUCUGCGUUCGGUGCGGGAUCUCGCUCAAGGGCACCGCGCCGCGCGCGACAAUUGCCACCGACGGGAGGAAGCCGCACGUAUGCCGGGAGUGCGGGAAGGGGUUUGCAACGCUCCCAAACUUAAACAGACAUUCUCGGAGGCACGCCGGUGAAUGGCCGCCGGCGAACGCUUGCGACGAGUGCGGAAAGCGCUUCAUGCGACCCUCCAACCUGGAGAUACACGCGAGGACGCACACGGGCGAGAAGCCGUACGCGUGCGCCGAGUGCGGCAAGGCGUUCGCGCGCCGCGAGCACCUCAAGGGGCACUCGGCGACGCACACGGGCGACAGGCCGCACGCGUGCGACCAGUGCGGGAAGGGGUUCGCGCGUCGCGAGCACCUGAAGAUGCACCGCAUGACCCACACGGCCGAGAGGCCGCACGGGUGCGCCGAGUGCGGCAAGCGCUUCGCUCAGCGCUCCCAGCUGAAAGUGCACUCCGCCACGCACACGGGCGACAAGCCGCACGCGUGCCGGGAGUGCGGCAAGCGCUUCGUGCGGCCCUCCGGUUUGGAGGCGCACGCGAGGACGCACACGGGCGAGAAACCACACGCGUGCGGGGAAUGCGGCAAGCGCUUCACGCAGCGCUCCCAGCUGAACGUGCACUCCGCGAUACACACGGGCGACAAGCCGCACGCGUGCGAGGUGUGCGGCAAGUGCUUCAUACGACCUUCCGACCUGGAGGUGCACACGAGGACGCACACGGGGGAGAAGCCGCACGCGUGCGCCGAUUGCGGGAAGGCGUUCGCGCAGCGUUCGCAGCUCAACUUGCACUCUGCGACGCACACCGGCGACAAACCGCACGCGUGCGAGGAGUGCGGGAAGGGCUUCGUGCGGCGUUCCCAUUUGGUUGCGCACACGAGGUCGCACACGGGCGAGAAGCCGCACGCGUGCGCGGAGUGCGGGAAGGGUUUUGCACAUCGCUCUAAUUUGGAGAAGCACACGAAAACGCACACCCGCAGGAAGUCGCACGCGUGCAGCGUGAGGGUUCGUCUUGUACGCAAUCUAGCCGUAGAAUGUAUUUUGUCUUGUCGUUGCAUAUUGUCGCCUGCUGUGAUGCGAAUGGGGCGGAUGAGGUCCCUGCAGAGACACAGAUUUAGACAGAUGCACAGACACAGAGACGUGGAGAAAGACAAACAGAGAGACGAGGAGAGAGACAAACGCGGAAUGGAUCCACACUUCGAAUUGCCCUUCAUCAAACAAGAAUACGAAGAACAUCCAAAUCCAGUAACAGGCUCUGACUUGACUGUGAAACGUGAAUAUGCAGAUGAUGGAGCAGUUGAGGUGCAAGGAGAUGAAGCGGGUCCGGAUGAUGAGAGGUUGAGGAAAGCGGUGAAAACUGAAUUUGAGAAACAAGCCACAGAUGUGUGGAUUGUCAAAUGUGAAGGAGGUAGCAAGAGGCCAGUGGAGAUGGGCGAUUCCCGCGGAUGCGUGGAUGCUCCAGACCAGAACUUCAUCGAGGUGGAGUUGUCAGAGGAAGACACGGAUGAAGACGAAGCAAAAGACGCGGAACUCGCGUGCGAGGGGUGCGCCGGUGGCGGAGGCUUCCCGGACCUCCCCGGCGAGACGCAACGCGCCUGCGAGCGAUGCGGGAAGACGCGUGGCGGCGCCGGCCGUCGCACGACGGUCGCCGCCGACGGCACGGAACGAGGGCGCCGCAAUUCAAACGCGCGUUCCGGACCGUGCGCCGGCGCGCGGCCACACGUCUGCAGGCGUCGCGGGAAGGGCUUCGAGCAGAGUUCCCAGCCGAACGUGGGUGAGAGGCGGCACGCGUGCGGCGAUUGCGGGAAGGCGUUCGUGCGUCGCGAGCACCUGCAGUUGCACCGCAUGACGCACACGGGCGAGCGGCCUCACGCGUGCGCCGAUUGCGGGAAGGGGUUCGCCCGGCCCUCCGACUUGGAGGCGCACGCGAGGACGCACACGGGGGAGAAGCCGCACGCGUGCGCGGAGUGCGGGAAGGGCUUCGCUCAGCGCUCCAACCUGGAGACGCACUCGCGCACGCACGCGGCCGAGAAGCCGCACGUUUGCGGCGAGUGCGGCCGGGGGUUCGCGCAGCGCUCCAACCUGGAGGCGCAUUUGGCCUCGCACACGGGCGCCUGGCCCCUGACGUGCGCCAAGUGCGGCAAGGGCUUCGCCCGCCGCUCCGACCUGGAGAAGCACACGCGCAGGCACACUGGCGAGAAGCCGCACGUGUGCGAGUACUGCGGCAAGAGGUUCGCCCAGCACUCGAACCUACACACGCACCUGCGCACGCACACGGGCGAGCGGCCUCACGCGUGCGACGAGUGCGGGAAGGGCUUCGUGCGGCGUUCCCAUUUGGUUGCCCACGCGAGGACGCACACGGGCGAGAAGCCGCACGCGUGCGCGGAGUGCGGCAAGACGUUCGCGACCCCCUACACGUUAAAGAAGCAUUCCGCGGUACACGCGGGAGAAUGGUCGCACGUGUGCGCGGAGUGCGGGAAGGGGUUCGCGCAACGUUCGGAGUUCACAAAGCACGCGAGGACGCACGCCGGCGAGAAGCCGUACGCGUGCGCCGAGUGCGGCAAGGCGUUCGCCCGGCGCGAGCACCUGAAGGGGCACUCGGCGACGCACACGGGCGACAGGCCGCACGCGUGCGACGAGUGCGGGAAGGGGUUCGCGCGUCGCGAGCACCUGAAGAUGCACCGCAUGACCCACACGGCCGAGAGGCCGCACGGGUGCGCCGAGUGCGGCAAGCGCUUCGCUCAGCGCUCCCAGCUGAAAGUGCACUCCGCCACGCACACGGGCGACAAGCCGCACGCGUGCCGGGAGUGCGGCAAGCGCUUCGUGCGGCCCUCCGACCUGGAGGCGCACGGCAGGACGCACACGGGCGAGAAACCGCACGCGUGUGCCGAGUGCGGCAGGGGCUUUGCGCAGCGCUCCCAGCUGAACGUGCACUCCGCGGUACACACCGGGGAGAAGCCGCACGUCUGCGGCGAGUGCGGGAAGCGCUUCGCCCACCGCAACAAUUUGGCGAAGCACGCGCGGACGCACACGGGCGAGAGGCCGUACACGUCCGCAGAGUGCGGCAAGGGCUUUUUGCAACGCUCCCAAUUGACCCUGCACUCCGAGUCGCACGUCGGGCAGAUGACCUGAAUGUUCGAGGAGUUCGAGGAGUUUGUGUACUUUUCGAUGUAAAGCUUUCGUGACUGCAGGGAUUCAUCUUCUUGGUUCUUUCGGUAACGUCACGUAGAAGGAAAAUAAUAAAAUAAUAAAAACAUAAUAAAAUAAUUCUCACGACGUUUCGGCCACAACGCAAGCAGCCGUCUUCAAGUGGAGAACAGGUCUGUCGAGAAGGCAGAGAAAGAACCAAGAAGAUGCGUUUGUGUAUGCUGCAAAGAU
Messenger RNA from Lethenteron reissneri (Far Eastern brook lamprey), 4150 nucleotides. Its product is annotated as zinc finger protein 616-like. NCBI's taxonomy places the organism in Eukaryota, Metazoa, Chordata, Hyperoartia, Petromyzontiformes, Petromyzontidae. The record is from RefSeq and is a predicted model, not a curated record.